GGAGAUGGGCUGUGCUGGGCUGCUGAUGCCAGGGGGACUGAUGGCAGCAGCAGGAUGAGCCACCCCUCGGCAGAUUUGCCUUCUCAAGUGAAAGCCUGUUUGGUUUUAAACCUCUGAUUCAUCAGGGGAACAAAUGGAUGGGCUCUAAGGCGCAGAAACACUCGCUGAGUGUUGAAGCAGUCAAUGGAAGCUGCUAAGGAAUUCUUUAAAACUCUCUUGUAGGUGAUGGCCGGUGCUGUUGACGCCACAAACUGUGAGGAGAAACAGCUUCCUAAUAAGAGAGAAACUAUGAUCUGGAAGCCCAGAAAAGAAUGUUUGCUGGACAGCAUUUCAAACGUUCCUGAUAGCAAGUCUGAGGAAAGUGAAGCCUCUGAUGCCUCUCACAGUGAAGGGGAUGACAGUGUCUCUCCUGAUGACUGGUACAACGUGCAUUUUUACCUGGAUGAGGGGGAUGAUGAAGUCUUCAGUAUACCUGACUCUCCAAAGCUGCAAAGUGCUUCUGAGCAUGAGGUGGAGGACUGGGAUAAAGAAUUGGAGGAGUCUGCAUAUGGUCCUUAUGAUGCUGAUGAUCUGUCCUGUGGAAGCUUUCAGGAAAAUAAUGUUUUGGCCUCACCCGUGUGGAAGGAGGACUGGUUUUACUACCCAGGCUGUCACCACACAGCUUGCUUUGUUUGUCCACCACGAGUCAGUGCAAAGGUUGAGAGUGGCCAGUUUGAUGAUGCAGAUGAGUGAGGCUGACCCUGGGCAGAAGUAAGUUUGGCCUCUGAGUUGGAAUGUGUUCUUCACUGACUGAGCUGUGUCAAGUCCUUUAGUUUGCUUGCAGAGUUCUGCCCAAGGCCAGAAAUGCGACACCACCUCCCAAGUUUUGCUCAGGUGCUGCUGAGCUGUUCUAAACUGCCCACACUGGGCUCUGGAGACACGAGUGCAGGUGCUGGCUGUGACAGUGCGUUUCUGGAGGUUUUGGUUGUGUUCUGUAGAUCUGUGUUGUUACUAAUUAAUUGCUUGAGAAGAAGUGUUCGGUUUCUAAACUCAGAUUGUUUAUUUGCAGGGCUUUGUGAGUUUUGACAUGCUGGUCCCUGUGUGUGUAACUCUUAGUUCCUUCUCCUUUUCACCUGAUGCUGUCAGAUGGGUUUGGAGAGCUUUAAAAACUCUCCCUCCUUCAAGCUUCUCUGUUGUAUUUCCAUGUGGUUCUAAUUGCCAUUUGUGAUUCUGAUACUGCUUUUCAACAAAAUGAGCUGUGGCAAGUACAGAAUGAGUUGUUUUGUGUUUAUUUUUAUGUAUUCCACUAUAAAGGAAUUAAAAAUACCUGAUACACAUUUUGCAAGCACACAUGAUGAUACACAGCAGGGCCUGCUCCAUCCAGUAGGAAUGCUGGGUGCCUAAGGCUGCCUCCCAACAAAGCUUUCUCCACAUCAGACCUUCUUGUUCUAUGGGCAUAUAACCCUGCAGUCCCAGUGUUGUCUUUAUUACACUCUCAUGCAGCAUCAGAUGUGUAAUGACAAAGACAUUUAUAUACCUAUUGUAGUACAUAAUCUGUGUGUCCUGCACAGUAGUGGAUUAAGGUUCCUGAUACUGUUUGUUGUGGCAAAUGAGAUGAGAACACAAAAUACCUCCCU
Molecule: messenger RNA, 1616 nt
Organism: Manacus vitellinus (golden-collared manakin)
Lineage: Eukaryota; Metazoa; Chordata; Aves; Passeriformes; Pipridae
Gene: COPRS
Product: coordinator of PRMT5 and differentiation stimulator
Exons: 3
Coding region: 226-732 (168 amino acids)
Cellular component (GO): nucleus
Molecular function (GO): histone binding
Source: RefSeq, a predicted model, not a curated record